This is a messenger RNA of Talpa occidentalis (Iberian mole), 4346 nucleotides long. RefSeq names its product FCH and double SH3 domains 1 (gene FCHSD1). Bases 43 to 2136 code for a protein of 697 amino acids. The transcript has 20 exons. Gene Ontology annotation, biological process: neuromuscular synaptic transmission; regulation of actin filament polymerization. The record is from RefSeq and is a predicted model, not a curated record. Gene Ontology annotation, cellular component: neuromuscular junction; recycling endosome. NCBI's taxonomy places the organism in Eukaryota, Metazoa, Chordata, Mammalia, Eulipotyphla, Talpidae. Gene Ontology annotation, molecular function: protein binding.
UCGAGUUCCGGAGUCCGGGUCGCUGCCCCGGCUGGAGCGGAGAUGCAGCCGCCGCCCCGAAAAGUGAAGCCAGUUCAGGAGGUGAAGCUUCGCUUCUUAGAGCAGCUGAGCAUCCUUCAGACGCGGCAGCAGAGGGAGGCGGAUCUGCUGGAGGACAUCAGAUCCUACAGCAAGCAGAGGGCAGCCAUUGAACGGGAGUAUGGGCAGGCACUCCAGAAACUGGCUGGGCCAUUCCUGAAGAGGGAAGGGCAUCGGAGCGGGGAGAUGGAUAGCAGACCUUCUCUGGGGAGAGGCAGGAUGGUGUUUGGUGCCUGGCGCUGCCUGCUGGAUGCCACCGUGGCCGGGGGCCAAGCCCGGCUCCAGGCGUCUGACCGAUACCGUGACCUGGCAGGGGGCACAGGGCGAAGUGCCAAGGAGCAGGUGAUUAGGAAGGGAGCAGAAAACCUCCAGAGGGCACAGGCUGAAGUGCUGCAGUCUGUUCGGGAACUGAGCCGAAGUCGGAAGUUGUAUGGGCAAAGGGAACGAGUGUGGGCCUUGGCACAGGAGAAGGCAGCUGAUGUCCAGGCCAGGCUAAACCGAAGUGACCACGGGCUCUUCCACACUCGAACCAGCCUCCAGAAGCUCAGCACCAAGCUAUCUACCCAGUCGGCUCAGUACUCCCAGCAGCUGAGAGCGGCCCGCAAUGAGUACCUGCUCAACCUGGUGGCCACCAAUGCCCACCUUGACCACUACUACCAGGAGGAACUGCCAGCCUUGCUCAAGGCCCUGGUCAGUGAGCUGUUGGAACACUUGCGGGACCCCCUGACCUUACUGAGCCGCACUGAGCUGGAAGCUGCAGAGAUGGCCCUGGAGCACGCCCGCCGUGGCGGGCAGGCAACCUCCCAGGUAAGCUGGGAACAGGAUCUGAAGCUCUUUCUUCAGGAGCCUGGAGUAUUUUCCCCCACACCACCUCAGCAGUUCCAGCCAGCAGGGACUGAUCAGGUGUAUGCCCUCGAGCUGGAGGGAGGCGCAGGAGGUGUGGCUGGGGAGAGCGGCCUUGAGAAAGAGAUUCAGCGCUGGGCCAGCCGGGCUGCCCGAGACUACAAGAUCCAGAACCAUGGGCGUCGGGUACUACAACGGCUGGAGCAAAGGAGGCUGCAGGCUCCAGGGCGGGAGGCUCCAGGCAUCGAACAGCGGCUACAGGAAGUGAGGGAGAGCAUCCAGCGGGCACAGGUGAGCCAGGUGAAGGGUGCUGCCCGGUUGGCCCUGCUGCAAGGGGCUGGCUUGGAUGUGCAACACUGGCUGAAUCCAGCCAUGACCCAGGCCCAGGAAGAGAUGGAGCAGGAGCGACGGCUUAGUGAGGCCCGGCUGUCCCAGAGGGACCUCUCUCCCACGGCUGAGGAUGCUGAGCUCUCUGACUUUGAAGAAUGUGAGGAGACCGGGGAGCUCUUUGAGGAACCCACCCCUGCAACGCUGGCCACCAGGCCCCUCCCAUGCCCUGCACAUGUGGUGUUUGGCUAUCAGGCAGGGCACGAGGACGAGCUGACCAUCACAGAGGGCGAGUGGCUGGAAGUCAUAGAGGAGGGAGAUGCUGAUGAAUGGGUCAAGGCUCGGAACCAGCAUGGCGAGGUAGGCUUUGUCCCUGAGCGAUACCUCAAUUUCCCGGACCUCUCCUUCCCUGAGAGCAGCCAUGACAGCGACAAUCCCUCAGGUGCAGAGCCUACAGCUUUCCUGGCCCGCGCCCUGUAUAGCUACACAGGGCAGAGCGCAGAGGAGCUGAGCUUCCCUGAGGGGGCGCUCAUCCGCCUGCUGCCUCGUGUCCAGGAUGGAGUGGAUGAUGGCUUCUGGAGGGGAGAAUUUGGGGGCCGUGUUGGAGUCUUCCCUUCCCUGCUGGUGGAGGAGUUGCUCGGUCCCCCAGGGCCAUCUGAACUCUCAGACCCUGAACAGGUGCUGCCAUCCCCCUCUCCUCCCAGCUUCUCCCCUCCUGCACCCACUUCUGCUUUGGAUGGGCCUCCUGCACCUGUGCUUCCUGGGGACCAAGACCUAGACUGUCCUGGAUCCCUGAGCAUGAUGGUACCUCGACUCAGGCCGAUGCGUCCACCACCUCCCCCACCAGCUAAAGCCCCGGAUCCUGGCCACCCAGAUCCCCUCACCUGAAGUCAAGGGGAUCACUACUCCCCAGUGCUGCUGCUGUCCCUGUCUUCACGCUGUCAAGGACCACCCCCUCAAUGAUCUGGAGCAACAGCCAAAAGCUGGAAUCCCCCAUUUCUACUCUCACCUUCAGGGAGAGAAACUUCCCCUUUCCCCAUUUUGGGGGCCAGAACCCACUUCUUUUUCCCCAUCAUCUUUCUAUCUCUAGGGCUGGAACUACUCUCUUUUGCUACCACCCUAUUUCUAGGGUGGUUCAAUACGCUGAAAUCUCUGGGGCUAGAACCCAUCCCCAAAAGUCUUGAGUGGCUCCAGCCCAUCUGUGUAUCCACCCUGGCUCUGUGGCCCACCCCACUCCAGAUGCCAGGGUCACUGUGGUUGGGGGCUGUUAGAAGGAGCUGGAGCCAGUAUGCGAAGCAGCUGUAAUGGUCUGAGCGGAUUUAUUGACAGUGAAUAAAGGGCACAAAGCCCAAGCCAGGGCCUGGACCUCUUGUGCCAAGAGGGCAGGGGGCCUAAGGUGCUAUUGCUUUAGAGGCCCGCCAAGGGCAGGGGCCUGCUCCCAGCUGUCACGCUCUAGCAUAUGGAGCGAGAUGAUAGGGAAGGCAGGUUAGGCAGCCUGUUGGCAGGCAGGGGAGGGGGAUGAGACAGAGAUGGGGGCUGGGGGGUACUUCUCCUGAGAUCCCCCAGCCUGAGACCAUGCAACUCCAGGUGGAAGUAGGGCUGGUCCCUCAGCAGGAGGGCAGUGCUGUCCAGUGGAAAGGAGAGGCUUCAAGCCCACCCAUUCCCUGGCCCUGCCAGCUGGUAGUCAAUCAGUCAGCACAAAGAAGAAUGAGGCUUGGAAGAGAGGAAGGGUAACAGUAUUGCCUUCUAUUCAAGCUGUGCCUCAGCUUUCCCCCAGGGCUGCAGAACCUUCCCCAUCCCCAUUACCCACCACCAAACCAAGGACUUUGUAGUAAAGGUUAAGCCUACAAUUUAUGCCGGGAAUUCAGGAAGCUGGUGGGCUUAGGUAGUGUUAUCUAGGGUGGGAUGAUGGGAUUAUCUGGGUUGGGCCUCAGGCCGACUCACCUCACACACCUCCUGUUCCUCGUGGGGAGGAUACCUGAGAGAGAGGAGGGUAAGCGAUGGGAGAACAGGAGGUGGGUUGUUAUCAGUGCCCCCAGAGUUGAACCCAUCACAGCCCAUCAUCUUCAUACCUGGUGGUCAGAGGUGUCCAAUUUGCUUGGCUGUCCAUUUGCCUCCUGACUGGUGGGCCCUGGGCUUGGGUCUUUCCCUCUGGCCCCCAGUGUUGGCUCUGAAGAGGCUCCAGGGUUCCCCUCAAGUGUACGAGGGACUAGGCUGCUGUCCCUGAGUCCUCCAUUCUGUACUGGUGGGGUGGCAAGGGCCUGGGGCCUCUCAGGGGGCAGGUUCUCAAUGACAGGUGUCCCUGCCCCGGGCUGCCCUCCCCCAGACCCUUGACCACCUCCUGGGUCCUGCCCCCCACAAGAACCCCAGCUCCUGUCUGUGGGGGAGCCAUCGCGAUGCUCAUGCAGCCCAUAGCGCUUCUCAAUGUGUGUCACCCGGAACCUGGGAGAGGAAUGAACAGUGGGGCUUAGGAAUACAUCUCAGAGGCUGCUUGGCCCUUCCCUCUAGCCAGGGACAUCCUGGAGUUGAUGGGCACUUCCCUCUGACCUAGGGCAGGAGACACAUCCUCAGUUUGUGAGGCACAUUGUGAGGCCUGACUCCUGCACUGGGGCUCAUCUUUGAAAUCAGAGGCCUGAUCUUUGGGGCUCCCACCUCAACCUCCCUUUUCCCUGGGGCACUUUAUCCCCACCUGCCCACAGAAAACACGGUGGUCUCCCCAGGCCGGGGACGGCUCUUUCCUUCCUUGGAACGUCCCUGACGGACAAGUGGGGGCCUCUUGUUGCGGCUGCAGUGGAUGCAAGGGGCUGCAGAGCCCAGGUGCACUGUGUGAUGAUGCGAGGGGGCUCCGUCCUGGAGGCUGGAGGUGGCAUCCACGCUGGACAGUAGGGAGGAGGGGAGCAGGGGUGACAUGGCCAUUUUCCUUCUUGUUCCAUUUGCUUCUUUCAGAGAUGCCCCACUUUCCCCAGGCCACAACAUUCUUUCUCUUGUCUUUAAUAAACUCAGUAUUAAGAUGUUAGUGACCAUAUGUUUUCCCUCCCGGGCUAUUUGGUAAAGAGGGUAAUAUUUAACCCAGAGGUGUGUGGACUAAACAUGGUGAU